This is a messenger RNA of Cygnus atratus (black swan), 1518 nucleotides long. It is a transcript of the gene SERPING1, whose product is annotated as serpin family G member 1. The transcript is spliced from 7 exons. NCBI's taxonomy places the organism in Eukaryota, Metazoa, Chordata, Aves, Anseriformes, Anatidae. The coding region runs from base 1 to 1518 and encodes 505 amino acids. Gene Ontology annotation, biological process: negative regulation of endopeptidase activity. Gene Ontology annotation, molecular function: serine-type endopeptidase inhibitor activity. The record is from RefSeq and is a predicted model, not a curated record.
AUGGCCACCGUGAAGUUCUGCCUGCCCCUGCUGUGGGUGGUGGCCGCAGCCACUGCCGCUGUAACCCCGGUCCCCACGCCGGAGGCUUCUUCCAGCACGCUGAGCCUGGUCACGCUGCAGCCGGCACGGACGGUGUCCCCACGUCCUACCCCAGGCCCUCUGGGGGACGUGGAGACGCCGUCCCCGACUGCGCCCAGCCCUGAGGAGGAGCCCAUCCUGGAUGUCACCCUCAAGGACAAGGAGCCCCCGGGAACCCAGGAGCCAGAGGCAGCACCCGAGGAGCCCGGGACCACUGCCAGCGGGAGCACAGCAGGACCUACACCCGGGACCACUGAGGGUCCCUCUGGCACCCCGAGCACAAGUGCUCCACCGUGCCCCGGCGACAAGGACCCCCCUGAGGCCUGCGGGGCACCCACGGGGGCACAGAGGGCAGCUGUGGCCAAGGCCCUGGGCACCUUCGCCGUGCGUUUCUACCGGCACAUGGUGGAGACGGCCGAGCCCGGCGCCAACCUGCUCUUCUCCCCCCUCAACGUGGCCCUGGGGCUCUCGCACCUCUUGCUGGGUGCCCGGGGUGAGACCCAGGAGCGCCUGGCCGCCGUCCUGGGCUACCCGCCGGGGCUGGCAUGCGUGCACGGAGCCCUGCAGCAGCUGGCCGCCGUGCCCGGGCUGCUGGCUGCCUCGCAGAUCUUCCACCACCCAGACCUGUUCCUGCGGCCCCGCUUCUUGAACGAGUCGCUGCGCUUCUACGAGGCCCUGCCGCAGGUGCUGAGCGGCAACGAGAGCCUGGACCUGCAGCGCAUCAACGCCUGGGUGCGCCAGGCCACCCACGGGCGCCUGCCCCAGCUGCUGGCCCAGCUGCCCCACGAGCCACGCCUGGUGCUGCUCAGCGCCGUCCACUUCCAGGCCCAGUGGCAGACGCCAUUCAAGGCCAAGCAGACGGUGCCGCUGCCCUUCCUGCGCCCCGGCCUCCCGCCCGUGCCCGUGCCCACCAUGACCAGCAAGAAGUACCCCGUGGCCUCCUUCACCGACUCCCGCCUGCAGGUCCAGGUGGGGCGGCUGGACCUGAGCGAGGGGCUGAGCCUGGUGGUGCUGGUGCCGCGGGGAGCCCCGGAGGCACUGGGGACCGUGGAGCGGGCGCUGGACCCCCCGACCUUCCUGGCGCUGCUGCAGAGGGCAGCCAGCACCCCAACGCGCGCCACUGCCAUCGCCCUGCCCCGCAUGCACCUCGACCUCACCAUGGACGUAGUGUCCCUGGUCCACGACAUGGACUACGGGCUGUUCCUGGACGCGGAGCUGUGCGGGCUGGCGCGGGGCCCAGCGGUGGCGGUGGACGCAGCGCAGCACCGGGCCGUGCUGGCGCUGGACGAGGCCGGCGUGGAGGCGGCGGGCGCCAUGGCCACCUCGGUGGCCCGCACGGCCCUGCUGCUGGAGGCUCUGCAGCCAUUCCUCUUCGUCAUCUGGGACCACGCCGGCGCCAUCCCCCUCUUCAUGGGGCGCCUCAGCGACCCCCAGCCCUGA